Messenger RNA from Capsicum annuum, 1581 nucleotides. RefSeq names its product probable protein phosphatase 2C 75. Gene Ontology annotation, cellular component: cytosol; nucleus. The record is from RefSeq and is a predicted model, not a curated record. Gene Ontology annotation, molecular function: protein serine/threonine phosphatase activity. Gene Ontology annotation, biological process: protein dephosphorylation. NCBI's taxonomy places the organism in Eukaryota, Viridiplantae, Streptophyta, Magnoliopsida, Solanales, Solanaceae.
CUAUGCGCGGUAUCUAGGGAAGGGUCCCACCACAAGUGUAUUGUACGCAGUCUUACCUUGCAUUUCUGCCAAAGGCUAUUUCCAAGGCUUGAACCUGUGACCUCCUGAUCACAUGACAGCAACUUUAUCAAUUACUCCAAGCCAAUUUGCAAAUUAUGUAAACUAAGUAAAUAUAGAGAAAUCAUCAGCCGAACAUUAAAGAAGUGAAGCGAAAAGAGAACAAAUAGUAUUAUCAUUUAUGCCAUCCUCAAUCCUAGAUGACUUGAAAUCAAAUUAAAGAUUGUACUUGUUAAUUUUGAAGAUGACAGUAGCAUAUUCAGUUUACACUCGUUUUGCCUAUGCAGGUAGCUUCAAUGUGUAGAGAGAAAAUGCAUGUGGUACUAGAAGAAAAGCUAAUGCGCAUGAGAAAUAAUGUAGACAUGGGCGAUGGCAGCCGCUCCUGUGGAAGAUGGCAGCCAUGGGAAGGGCAGAGGAUGGAGGAAGCAUGGAAAAGAGUGUUCAAAAGUUGCUUCUUGAGGAUAGAUGAGAUGGCAUCACGCAUAUGCAGUGAGAGUAGUACUGUGGGCUGCCAAUGUGACUGCCUACCGAACGCAUUGGGACUGACGGGCUCCACCACAGUGGUGGCCAUUUUGACAGAUGAAUAUGAAACUAUCAUUGUAGCAAAUUGUGAUGACUCACGCGCUGUUCUUAGCCGCAGUGGAAGUGCGAUUCCACUUUCUUAUGAUCAUAAGCCAGACAGAGGAGAAGAACGUGCCAGAAUAGAGGCAUGUGGAGGUAGAGUUGUUUUUGCAGAUGGAGCACGAGUUGAAGGAAUUCUUUCCAUAUCUAGGGCAAUAGGAGACAACUAUCUAAAGCCAUACAUCACAUCAGAGCCGGAGAUGACCUUCACCAAAAGGGAAGCAGAGUAUGAGUGCUUGAUUCUUGCGAGUGAUGGAUUUUGGGAUGUUAUAUCAAGCGAGGUAGCAUGUGAGGUGGGAGAGUGUCUUCGAGAAGGGGAUCCAGCUGGGUAUUCCAGGGCUGUGGUAGGAGGUGAUGGCAGAGGAGAAAUGUUUUCUCCACGAAGUGCCUGCUCAGCAGCAGUGCUGCUCACACGGCUUGCUCCGGGCCGGAAAAGCUGCGACAACAUUAGUGUAAUUGUGGUAGACUUGAAAAGAAACCACACUGCUGUGUAGUUUUCUAGAGCUAGAAUGUAACAUAUGAGGCACUUGAACGAUGAACGAAUAGAAGAGAAAUCAGCGUUCACAACAAAGCAACUUGAACAAUGAAGGAAUAGAAGAGAAAUCAGCUGAUUCUACAACACAACGAAAUUGAGGCCUCUAAAAAAAUGACGGAGAUUGACUGAAGAGGAAAGAACUGCCAUCAACAUCAAAGAAGCAAAACCUAGAGCAAGAAAGUCGGACUACAGCUAGCCACCGCCUCACUUUUUCUUUUCACUUCAACAAAAACACACUAAAAAAUGGUUUAUUAUUACUAUAGAUGCUAAUUUACCUUUGUAUUUGGAUUUGGGUCUUGCCCUGUUCUUUUCAUUGGCCAAAGAAUUCCUUCUUUAUUUUUUUGAAAAAAAGUUCCAUUUAUCACAAA